Xenopus laevis (African clawed frog) is the source of this 1921-nucleotide messenger RNA. It is a transcript of the gene trhr.L, whose product is annotated as thyrotropin releasing hormone receptor L homeolog. The transcript has 3 exons. The coding region runs from base 602 to 1795 and encodes 397 amino acids. Gene Ontology annotation, biological process: signal transduction; phospholipase C-activating G protein-coupled receptor signaling pathway; G protein-coupled receptor signaling pathway. The record is from RefSeq and is a predicted model, not a curated record. Gene Ontology annotation, cellular component: plasma membrane; membrane. Gene Ontology annotation, molecular function: G protein-coupled receptor activity; thyrotropin-releasing hormone receptor activity. NCBI's taxonomy places the organism in Eukaryota, Metazoa, Chordata, Amphibia, Anura, Pipidae.
AGGGGUGGUGAGGUGGGAGUCAUCUAAAUGUCAGACGUUUGCCAAUGAGGUUUGUUUCCUUUGGCCUCUAUAGUGAUCAAAUAAAUUGCCCAGCUUUUUAAGAUGUGCGGCAAAGCCUCCCUCCAUCAGAUAGCUGCUGUGGCUGCAGUUCAACUGAGAACUCAAAGGUAAUAUUGAAUCUAUUUUGCUGGAGCAGAAAUGAGAGAUACUCUGAGGCUGCAAUAUAAUUUUUAGAGAUUUUUUUUCAUUGCCUCUGUAGUUAUUUUGUCCAGGAUUCCUGAUCCUCAGGCAUUUCAGUGCUGCACACAAUAUCAGAAUAUUUCUCUCUUCAACUCUCAUCAUAGCACUAUGCAUACAGUAAUGCUCACCUGUCAGUCCAUGGUGAUGUGAACAAAUAAAAUCUCAGCAGCAACACUCAACAAGACUUGCAGAUUUUGCUCAAACAUAUUUGUGACGUAGCCGAGCCUCUACAACUUAUUCUCAGCCCACUGUAGUUGGUAUUACUGAUACCUUCUCCUGCAAGGAGGACAACUAAUUAAAGAGCACUUGAUAGUUUCUUGCAAUGGAUUCUCACCUUCUGUGACGAAGUUUUAACACUAUAAUGGAUAACGCAACUUUCGCUGAACUUAACGGAACUGUGCUCCAGAAGAGAGAAUGGCAUGGUCUGGAAUACCAAGUGGUCACUGUUUUCCUGGUGGUUUUAAUAUGUGGACUUGGCAUUGUUGGUAACGUCAUGGUGGUUUUAGUGGUUCUUCAGACUAAACACAUGAGAACCCCAACUAACUGUUACCUUGUGAGCCUUGCCAUUGCAGACCUGAUUGUAUUGGUGGCAGCUGGACUACCCAAUAUUACUGAAAGUGUCUAUGGCUCGUGGGUCUAUGGAUAUUUUGGAUGCCUCUGCAUUACAUUUCUUCAGUAUCUGGGCAUUAAUGCUUCAUCCUGUUCCAUCACAGCAUUCACAGUUGAAAGAUACCUAGCUAUAUGCCAUCCUAUCAAAGCCCAGUUUCUAUGUACCAUAUCCAGAGCUAAAAAGAUCAUCGUUUUUGUGUGGGCAUUCACAUCUCUAUAUUGCCUCAUGUGGUUUUUCUUGCUUGACCUUAAAACAACCACCUACAAAGAUGCGACUGUGAUGAACUGUGGUUACAGAGUUUCCAGAAGCUACUAUUCUCCCAUCUACUUAAUUGAUUUCGGUAUAUUCUAUGCCGUACCCAUGACUCUAGCUACAGUCCUAUAUGGGCUUAUUGCCAGAAUUCUAUUCUUAAAUCCCAUUCCAUCAGAUCCAAAAGAAAACUCAAAGACCUGGAGAAACGAUGUUACUCAUCAAAAUAAAGCCUUUAAUUCAAAGAUGUCAAGUAGAUGCUCCAAUAACACAAUAGCAUCUAGGAGACAGGUGACCAAAAUGUUGGCAGUCGUCGUACUUCUGUUUGCCUUUUUAUGGAUGCCCUACAGAACACUGGUCGUGGUGAAUUCUUUCUUGUCCCACCCUUACCUUCAAACUUGGUUUGUGUUAUUCUGUCGAAUUUGUAUUUACUUGAACAGCGCCAUCAACCCCGUGAUCUACAAUCUCAUGUCUCAGAAAUUCAGAGCUGCAUUCCGGAAACUCUGCAAGUGUAAGAAGAAGAGAUCAGAGAAGCCAACCAACUAUGGCGUGGCACUGAACUAUAGUGUCAUUAAAGAAUCAUCCAAUGGAGGAAGUCCAGACCAUUUUAGCACUGAGCUGGAGGACAUUACAGUCACAGAUACUUAUUUGUCUACAUCAAAAAUGUCCUUUGAUGACACAUGUUUGCCUACUUAGGUAACAUUUAACAGAACAAAGACAAUCACAGGAGAAACUGAUGUAAAAUAUAGGGAACUAAAAUAAUAUGAAUUAUUCCUUCUAAAGAUGACAUUUAGGGGGUUAUUUAAUAAACUCCGAAUGCAA